Pieris macdunnoughi is the source of this 915-nucleotide messenger RNA. NCBI's taxonomy places the organism in Eukaryota, Metazoa, Arthropoda, Insecta, Lepidoptera, Pieridae. The record is from the annotation of a GenBank genome assembly.
AUGUACCAUAAGGAUUACAGUAACUUCGUCCGUCCAACACUUGAUGAUGCAGCUGUUGUACCAUCUACCAAUUUCCCGAUCCCAAAGCUUAGCGGAAAAGAAGCUAGGAAACUCUAUUUAGAAGAAGUGAGAAAUAUAGAAGACCCUCACAUAAUUUCGAAUGAUGAAUCCAAUGUGCCCGAAAAAUUACUUUGUAAGCGUAAGAUUGAUCCUAACUUGACGGAUCAAGAAUUAUUUCAAAGUGUUCAAAACAAUUGCAUUAAUGUGGUGAAAUCUACUUUAGAUACAUUUCCAGAUAAAAUUUACUUGAAAGAUGAAUUUGGUUGGAGUUUGCUAAUGAUAGCAUGUCAGGCGAAUUCAGUAGAUAUUGUGAAAGAACUAAUAAAACGCGGUAUUGAUACAACUGUUAGAGAUAAAGCUGGAAACUCUGCCCAAAGCCUAGUCAUACAAAACAAAAAUAUUGUGCUAGCUAAUAUACUUCUUAUGCAAGCUACUGAAGAUAUCAAACCAAUAAAAACACAAGUUAAGUUAAAAAAACAAGACUAUCAGUGCCCAAUUUGUAGCAACUUAUUUUUUUCUGAUAGGGAACAGCAUUUAUCAUCUACACUACAUAAUAUAAAUGUAAGUAAAGGAAAGAAAAUUCCAACAAACUAUGUUAUUCCUGAAUCAAAUAAGGGAUUUCAAAUUAUGUUGAAGGAGGGUUGGGACAAAGAAACAGGAUUAGGUCCAGACGGUGCUGGAGCUAAAUAUCCAAUUAAAGCAACUAUGAAGAAAGACAGAACUGGACUGGGAUUGAAAAAAAAGGAAGAAAGUUCUGAGAAAAAAUCUCCUAAAAUUGUCAAUAAAAAAAUUUUAAAAAGAGAAGAGCAUAAAAACAAAAUUAUGGAGAUCAGGUUUCGUAGAGAGUUUUACUAA